AUGGAGACCGAGUGGCAGCGGGAUCUCGCCGGCCUCGGGCUCGCCGGCAUCUGCCGCGAGACCAGUCGCGUGGUCCGCGUCAUCCUCCCCAACUUCGCCAACGUGGGUCCCGCGUUGCUCUCCGCGCUCUUGCUCGCCGGCGCCGCCUUCCUCUGCUCCAUUUUCUCCCGCGUCGCCUCCUACCUCGACGACGGCACCAGCCUCCCCCGCCUCGUCGCCGACUCGGCCGCCAUCGGCCUCCUCAUCAGCGCCAUCCUCGGGCUCUUCCUCCUCUGCACCGCCGCCUACGCGCUCGCCGUCGCCUCCCUCUACCGCACGGGCGGCGACCUCCUCGCCGCCGAUCGCAUCCUUAAGGAGGACCUCCCCGUCGGCCCUCUCGUGCGGCUCCUCUCCACGUUCCUCCUCGUGGCGGCCCCCUAUCUCCCAGUGUCUACCGCCCUCUCCGUCGCGGCUCUGCUCGUGCUCCAGGACGAUAUCACGCUGCCGCUGCGGCUGCUGGGAUGGGCAACGGCGGCGUACGUCGCCACGGUGUACCAGCUGGCCUGCGUGGCCUCAGUGCUCGAGGACACCGAACUCUUCGGCGCCGUGCGCAGGAGCCGGGACCUCCUCACCGGCAAGUUCUGGGCCGCCGCGAGCGUCCUCGUCACGCUGAACGGUUGCAUCAUCGCCGUGCUCGAGGUUUUCAAGGCGCUGGUACUUGACGACGCGCUGGACCUCGGCCUCGCGUUCCAGGUGACGGCGGCGGCGGCCGUGUUCGUGGCUCUGUGCGAGGUGCUCAUCGUCACGCUUGUGGCGCAGCCGGUGAUCUACAUGGUGUGCAUGAGCCACCACCUGGAGGUCGUCCACAAGGCCCACCACGACUAG
Messenger RNA from Lolium rigidum, 864 nucleotides. RefSeq lists its product as uncharacterized. NCBI's taxonomy places the organism in Eukaryota, Viridiplantae, Streptophyta, Magnoliopsida, Poales, Poaceae. The record is from RefSeq and is a predicted model, not a curated record. The transcript is spliced from 2 exons. The coding region runs from base 1 to 864 and encodes 287 amino acids.